UUAAAAAAAUGCCAUCAAAAUUUCUUUUUAAUAGUUUAUAGAUUGUGAAGAUUGAGUUUACAAAAAAAUAUAACGAUUUUAAUCAGUUUCAAUCAAAAAAAAUUGUUAAAUUUAGUAUGUCAAAUCGUACGUCUAUGGAAUGUGAUACAGGAACAAAUAUGGUAACUAUAUACAGUGUACAUGUGAAUAAAUAGUACUAAGACUAGUGAUUUUCUCAUUGAUACGCAAUGAAAAUAGAGAACAAACGUUUUGUAUUAAGCUGUAUUUCCGAUGCCAGAAAAGUGAUUACAUGCUACCAUUUGCAGAAAUCGAAAAAAAUUCGAAAGUCGAAAAAAGAUCCAGGCCAACGACGACAAAAACAACAACGAAACUCAGUGCAUUCCAAAUGCAAUCAGAUAUGAAUGUGUAGAUAAAAAAAAAUUAAAAUAAAACUGUGAUUGCUGGCCAACUGGUGAUAUGAGCGCAGAGUUAGUUUAGUGACACUCGACUGAAUGAAAAAUAUGUGAGUGUAACAAAUAAAAAAAUAAUUUAUUUAAAUAAAAAAGGCAGAAAAUCACAUUGUGCGAAAUAAGCAAACGAUACAGUAUCGUGUGGUUUUUUGGUGUAUCAAUCGAAGUGAAAUAAAAAUAAAAAAAGAACAAAACUCGUAUGAAAACAACAUCCAUAACACAGUGAAUCGAAAAGCAGAAAUAAAAAUACACAAAUUAUGAGGAAAACAUGAAUUUGUAAUGAAUUCGUGACAAUUCUUUCUUGGUAUCGCGCGCGCGUCUCACUUUCAUGCUUCUCUCUCUUCCUUUGUGAGUGUGUGUGUUUUUGUCUCGCUUUUAUUUCACAUUGCUACGCCUUCUUCGAGAAGAGAUUCCGAUUGUUUCUGCUCACUUGAAUUUGAAUCUGUUGAAUGAGUAAGUUUUUUUCGUGUCGGUUGGAAUUGAAAAAAAAAAAACACAGAGAGACAUGUAAUUUUGUGGUGAUUCCCUUGAAUUUUUACAAUAAAAGAAUAAGAAGCGAUAAGAAGAAAAAACCGGAGAGACAGAAAACAGUGAUAAUUAUGGUCAUAGGUAACGACAGCAGCCGCUACAUAGAAUUGACUAAAUAGGAUGCCACCAGUUGCUUUCGUGAGUGAUGUUACAACAGUGUUUUGUUGAUUUCUCAUUAGCAAGUGAUUAGAGCAAUAUAACCGCAUCACACGACCCAUACAUAAGCAACAAAGUUCGGAAAACAACGAAGGAACAAGACUUCCAUCAGAAUUUAAAAUUAUCAAAGUAAAUUCCGUUUUUAUGGACCAACAUGUCACAACGAGAUUUUUCAGAGAAUGAUACAGACUGUACCCCGGAAUUGCAAUUACAUGUCUCCGUUGCAAAUAGAGCUCUCUUUCUGGAAAAGGUGCGUCAAUCAAAUGCAGCUUGCCAAAAUGGAGACUUCGCUACAGCCGUCGCAUUAUACACCGACGCAUUAACACUCGAUCCAACAAAUUAUAUCUUAUACAGUAAUCGUUCAGCGGCACGUUUAAAACAAGGUCAAUUUUCAUUGGCAUUGCAGGAUGCUAACAAAGCUAAAGAACUGUGUCCACAAUGGGGUAAAGCCUAUUUCCGACAAGGCGUAGCUCUGCAAUGCCUGCGAAGGUAUGGUGAAGCACUGGCAGCGUUCAGUGCUGGUUUGGCUCAAGAUUCGAAUAGCAAACAGUUGUUGAGUGGUUUGAUUGAAGCAUCAAUUAAAAGUCCAUUACGCGCUGCUCUCGAACCGACUUUUCAUCAACUAUCCAAAUUAUGUGCAAUGAACAAUUUCGUCGUUAUUUCGGUAAUUGGCCAAGAAUUGCUACAGGUGGGCCAAUAUCACUCAGCUGUCACUGUUCUGGAAUCAGCAUUGCGAAUCGGAACAUGUUCACUGAAACUGAGAGGAUCGGUGUUUAGUGCAUUGAGUUCAGCUUACUGGGCGCUUAAUCAACUUGAUAAGGCAAUAGCUUACAUGCAACAAGACUUGGCUGUUGCCAAAAGUUUGGGUGAUUCGCAGGGAGAAGGGAGAGCUCACGGCAAUUUGGGAAAGUACUUUUUUAGCAAAGGUUCAUACAAAGAGGCAUUAACAUCUCAUCGCUAUCAACUUGUUCUCGCCAUGAAAUUCAAAGAUUCAGAGGCAGCAGCAUCUGCACUAACAUCAUUAGGUCAUGUAUAUACAGCGAUUGGGGACUAUUCAAAUGCGUUGGCAAGCCACAAACAGUGUGUUCAACUAGUAAAGCAAAUUGGAGAUCGACUUCAAGAGGCCCGUGAAAUUGGUAAUGUCGGUGCCGUGUAUUUGGCAAUGGGCGACUUUGAUAGUGCCGUUGAAUGUCAUACGAAACAUCUUCGAUUGGCACGGAAACUCAAUAAUCCAGUGGAAGAAGCGCGUGCCUACUCAAAUUUAGGAUCAAGUCAUCAUUAUCGUCGAAAUUUUUCACAAGCAAUCAUUUUUCAUGAGCAAGUUCUGAGAAUAGCACAAAAUUUAGGAGAUAAAUCUAUUGAGGCGAGAGCAUAUGCCGGUCUAGGACAUGCUGCACGUUGUGCAAAUGAUUUUACACAAGCAAAAAAAUUUCACGAAAAACAACUUGAAAUGGCCUUGUCUGCUCGAGAUAAAAUUGGAGAAGGUCGAGCAUGCAGCAAUCUGGGAAUUGUAUAUCAAUUGAUUGGUGAUUACGAUGGUGCAUUGAAAUUACAUCAAGCACACCUAACAAUUUCUCGUACACUUUCGGAUAAAGCGGGCAUGGGACGAGCCUUUGGCAAUAUGGGUAAUGCAUAUUCAGCAGCAGGGCUGUACGAAGCAGCAAUUAAAUACCAUAAACAAGAAUUAACCAUUAGCAAGGAAGUGCGUGAUAGAAGUGCUGAGGCUUCCACGCACGGAAAUCUAGCGGUCGCAUAUCAAGCUUUGGGCGCUUAUGAUAUGGCACUGAUACACUACCAAGCCCAUUUGAAUAUCGCAAGAGAAUUGAAGGACACGGCGGGUGAAGCGUGCGCUUUAUUGAAUCUGGGAAAUUGUUUGAGCUCACGUCAAGAAUUUGUGAAAGCCAUUCCUUAUUAUGAACAGUAUUUAAUGCUUUCACAAGAGCUUGGUGAUAUUGUGGCUGAAGGAAAAGCAUGUCACUUCUUAGGAUAUGCACAUUAUUGCAUUUCAAAUUACCGUGAAGCCGUUCGAUAUUAUGAUCAAGAUUUGGCGUUGGCCAAAGACUUACAAGAUAAGAUGAAUAUGGGAAGAGCAUAUUGUAAUUUGGGCUUGGCUCAUUUGGGAUUAAAUAAUACAAGCGCAGCACUGGAAUGCCAAAAAUAUUUUUUAGCCAUCGCUCAUAUGACAAAUCAUCUGCCUGGAAAGUUUAGGGCAUUAGGUAACAUUGGUGACGUUUUAAUCCGAAGCGGUGAAAUUGAAGAGGCAGCCAAAAUGUAUCAGAGACAAUUAACGCUCGCUCGACAAUAUAGGGAGAGAGCAAUGGAGGCCACAUCCUAUGGCGCACUCGGCUUAGCAUUUCGUUUGAUGAAAAAAUUCGAUAAAGCACUUUGCUAUCAUACACAGGAAUUGACCCUGCGACAAGAGAUUUGUGAUAUGCUGGGUGAAUGUCGCGCAUUGUCCCACCUUGGUGCUGUUCAUAUGGCUUUACAAAAUUAUACGCAUGCUAUAAAGUGCUAUCAGGAGCAGUUGGAACGAGCACAAGACUUACAAGAUUCACCUUUAGAAGCAGAAGCUUUCGGGAAUUUGGGAAUCGCCAAAUUAAAUAGUGGUCAUUAUGAAAAUGCAAUUGGGUAUUUGGAAAUGCAAUUGGGAACAUUGGAACGAGUAAAUUCCGCAACUGCACAGCUUGAUCGUGCACGUGCUUUAGGUCAUUUAGCUGAUUGUUACGAUGCACUUAACGAUUUUGAAGAAGGUAUCAAAUGCCAUGAGCGGCACCUAAAGCUAGCCAUUGCUUUGCAAAGUCUACGGGAUCAAGAACGAGCUUAUAAUGGCCUAUGCCAUAGCCAUAAAUCGAUUGGAAAUUUACAAGAAGCACUGGUUUAUUCAGAAAAGAGACUUGUUGUGGCACAUGAACUUGGAAAUGAAGCGAAGGCGGCUGCUUUUGGAGAUCUGGGUAACAUUCACAGUGCAUUAAAAAAUUACGAGCACGCCGUACAAUGUCUGGAACAUCAACGAAAUAUUGCUCAAGAGCUGGGUGAUCGCUAUGCAGUUUCAGAUGCACAAAGUAGUUUAGGCCAGGUAUUUCUUCAAAUGAACGAUUUGGAGAGUGCAAAGAAACUUCAUUUAAUGGACCAGGAACUGUGUGAAAGUCUUGGAAAUGCCAGUUUGCAAUCACGAUGCUAUGGAAAUUUGGGUGCCGUUUAUGAAAAAUUGAAUAAUUUCAACGAAGCCAUACGGCAAUUUGAAAAACAGCUUCAACUGGCUUUCGAUCGCUUAACAAAGGUUUAUGCAUGUGAAUCAUUGGGCAGAGUAUUUCAUACGAUUGGCGAAACAUCACAAGCAAUAAAUUUUCUUCGCCAAGGCCUUGUCAUAUCACAAUCGCUGAAUAAAUCCGAAGAAGAAGCGAAAAUAAGGCAUCGCCUUGGUUUGGUAUUAAUUGAUUCGGGUGACAAUGAAAAUGCUCGUGCAAAUUUUGAAACGGCCGCACAAAUUCUCGAAUCUGUUAGGUUUGAACAACGAUCUCCUGAACUCAAACAACAAUUGUUUUGUUUACAAACAAAAUGUUAUCACUUGUUACAAAAGAUUCUGGUACAUAUGGGUAAAAAUGAAGAAGCUUUGGUUGCCGCUGAGCGCUGUAAAUCGCGCGUAGCACUCGAUACAAGCAACUCCAGAAAAACUCUUGUCACUUGCAGCGAAAGCAUUUUUGAUGUAGUCAAUAAAACGAAAACGAAUGUUAUCUACUUUAGUUUGGCCGAUGAUGAAUUGUACACAUGGUUCUUGAGAGAUCGGCAAAUUAUUCGCUUUAACGCGAUUGAGGUGAAUGAAAUAAAUUUUCCACUUCGUGGUCAAACGGAGGAAUUCAUAAAGUCGCUAAAUAAACGUGAGCUAUUGGAAAGUUACAUUUCAAUGGUGCGUGAUGAUUUGGGCAUUAAUUCAGAAAAUCAACAAGAAAAUGAAUGGAGAUCAUCUGAAAAUUUGUUGGACGACUUUGCGAGUGAACGUGCUGGACCCUUUUUAAGAAUGGUUAACCGAAAUCAUUUAUUGAACUCCAGCAAUUACUCAUUGAGUUCAUUAUUCAGCUUGGGCAGCGUGGGAGGAUCUGUUGCAAGCAGCUUACAAGGAUCGACAAGAUCAAUUAGCAGCCUUCAAGGGUCGACCAGAUCACGUCGAGCUUUUCCUUUGCCACAAUGGCAAGGUCCAAGUUCAUUACACGCUUUAUAUAGUUUACUACUAGCACCAUUUGAAGAUUUAUUGCCAAGCAGUUCAUCAACCCAUCGAACUGGGUACAAAGAGAUGAUUUUGGUGUUGGAAAAUGAAUUGUAUCUUAUUCCAUUUGCUGUGUUGCGUGGUCAAGAUGGAGCUGAAUAUUUGUCGGAACGAUGUUCACUACUGACAGUUCCGUCUCUAUUUACAUUGCGUCAAAAGAGUCGAGUUAAGCGCAAUCAGCCAACGAACGGAACUACCAGCGUUCCAUUGGUCGUUGGUCCCCGACUACCAUUGACUGAAUCAACAUGGACAGAAUCAUCAGCCAAUUUACAAGAAGCAGCAAUGGUUUCGGAUAUGCUUCAAGCAAAAACAUUAGUCGCUUCAAAUGCAACCAAAAACAAUGUAUUGGCCGAACUAUCAACAGCAGAAUGUGUACACUUUGCGGCGGCCCUAAGUUGGAAAAUGUCUGGAAUAGUAUUAAAUCCCGGGGGCGAUAUGUUGGAUUCUUCGUCUCACAAACGUUUCUAUUCAGGUGGUAAUAAUAAAGAUAACGGUGGAACUAACAACGAAAUUGAUACCGAAGAUGAAGGAAAUGAAAUGACAGGAAAUAACAAUAUAAAUGAUAAUCCAUCAUUCAAUAUAAAUGAUUUCGUGCUAACAGUGGAUGACAUUAAUAAUGUUAAACUUAAUGCUAAGUUGGUUGUUUUGAGCGCUCAUAAUUCACUUGAUCCAAUUAAUAGCAAUGGCGUUGCGAAUUUAUCAGAUAGUUGGUUGCGUGCAGGUGCAGGAGCCAUUUUGCUGUCACUUUGGCCUGUGCCAGAAACAGCAACCAAGAUUUUACUUCGUGCAUUUUAUUCGGCUUUACUACAAGGAGCCAGAGCAGCGAGAGCAUUGGCUGAAGCCAUGCAAACAGUACAACAUACAAAGCACUUCGCCCAUCCGUCCAAUUGGGCUGGAUUUCUACUGAUUGGAGGAAAUGUCCGAAUUUCAAAUAAAAUUGCAUUGAUUGGACAAGCUUUAUGCGAAUUAGUAAAAACUCCCGAAAAAUGUCGUGAUGCUCUUCGAGUUUGUUUGCAUUUGGUUGAGAAGAGUUUGCAACGAAUUCACAGAGGACAAAAAAAUGCAAUGUAUACGACGCAGAAAAGUAUUGAGAAUAAAUGUGGCAUUGCUGAUGGUUGGAAAGAAUUGCUUAUGGCUGUUGGAUUUAGAUUUGAGCCAUCUGCGAAUGGGAUACCAAGCAGUGUAUUUUUUCCGCAAACCAACCCAGACGAACGUCUUUCUCAAUGUUCCGCCAGUCUACAAGCUCUUCUUGCUCUAUCGCCGUCAACACUUCAUGCUCUUUCAAAACUUGUACUGGUAAACAAUGCCGAUAUAGCUGAUGAAAUUAUUGGAGUUAUGCGAAAUGUUGUAAAUGUUUUAUCGCAAUAUCCGCCAAAGUGUAAUCCAGAACUAGAUACUAGCAUCGAUGUGCCAUUGAGUGUACGUUUGUGGCGUGUAUCCGGUUGUCAUGAAUUGUUGGCUUCCUUGAGUUUUGAUCUAAUGGAAGUUGGUCAGGAUCAAGUGACUUUGCGAACAGGAAAACAAGCCAAUCGUCGCAAUUGUCAAUUUGUUUUACAAGCUCUGCUCGCGCUUUUUGACACACAGGAGGCACCAAAAAGUAUUGGCAUCGAUUCGAGUAGUAGUUGUGAAUCACUGAAUGAUGAAUCACGUCAAGAGAAUACAAUGAGUCCAAUAGCAGGCACAACAACCAGCAGCCAACAACGAAGUAUUUCACCAGUCGGAACAGUGAAAUCGUUGAAUCUGAAAAUGUCAAGGCCAAUGAUUCCGCAUCGUCCAUUGAUGGGCAGUGCUAGUGCAUUCACUUCAUACGUUCGUAAGAGAGGCGAACCGGAUGGGGGCCGAGAGACAAACGCUUCAUCGAUACUUACCAACAUCGAAUUGAACAAUACUGACAGUGACAUUUCUGAUGGAUAUUCAACACAAGGUGUAAAUCGUUUCGAAGCAAAACCAAAAAUUAACUAUACAAAUCUAAGAGCACCGAUCAAAGUAUGUGCAAGGCCUGGCGGCGGUGAAAAUUAUGGUGAUUUGGCAUUUACACCCAGUCCACCGAUUGCAUUACAACAUGUUGAUAAUAACGUUUCAAUGGCAUUGGCACAUCAAACAAGAAUAAGAAAUUUGUAUUCAGCAAGUACAAUCAAUAAUCAAUCGAAUGAUUCUCAUGUAUCUUCACAACGUCCCGAUGAUAGUUCGAGUUCAACAAGUUCAACAAAUGACUGGGAAGGUUCUGGUCAUGCGACAGUUCUGCGUCGAGCACAACAGAAUCAAGCGAAUGGUCUACCACCAAUGCCGCCGCCACGGCAAAUGUUGCCAUUAGUGGAGAGUUUACGACCACAAGUACCAUCGAUCUUCAAUAAUUUGAAUGGCAAUACCAAAGGAAACAAUAAUGCUAUCGAAUCCACUAGUUCUGAUUCGGAAUUUGAACGCACCUAUGAGGCCAGAGGUGAUCGUAAUAAUAUUCAAAAACCAAUACAAUACCCAUCACAUUUGACCCGUAACAUUUCCGAAGAAUGUCUUCUGAUGGAUCGUUUGAGCGUUCGAACGGAAAAUACAACGAAUGUUGUACCAAUGGCAGCUGCGCGUAAACAAAUCUCUGAUGAUUGUGAAACAACACUACCAUUUAAAUUCAAUGCAAACAAUUUAUACUUUUCACCAUCGGAGAGUGAUGUAAUUGAAUCACAGCAUAAAGAUAUUUCGUUAACACUUAAAGCAAAUAGCGCCAAAGAAAAUAAUAAACCAAACUUAUCAUCGCAUAAUAAAAAUAUUCAAGAUUUGAUACUGAGAAAAAUCAACCGAGAAAUGACACCAACUAUUUCGGACGUGUAUCAUGAACGAAAUAUGGACUUGGGCCUGGCGCCACCUCUAUCGAAACUCUUGCUUAGCAAAAACUACGAGGAAAAUGACACAAAAACUAAUACAAUUAAGAAAGUCAACUCAUCUGAAACGGUGUCGGACAUAAAUUUGUCGCUUUAUGUUGGUGAAACAACAGUUCAGGAUCGUUGUGAUAUUUGUAAUAAUCCAUCAGAUGUGAUGUGCCAGUGUAAAAAUGCCACGCAAAAAUUGGUGCCAAAACCAAACUGGUUGAAUAAUUUAAAUGGAACGAUUCCAUCAGCACCAUCUAGCGAUAAUUGUAAUGGUGAUCGCCAAUCAAAAAACGAUUUCAAUGGAAAGGACAAUGAAACACCUAUUAAUAUUGACAAUGACAAAGAAUCAACUUCAGGGUCAACUCCAUUGAAACUGGGCAAUAGUCCAUAUUCAGAUCUAUCCAAACGUGACGAAGUUCGUGACGAAGGUGAUGGAAGGAGUGUAGCUGAUUCUCAAUGUUCAAAUAACUAUAAAACAAUCGAUAUAAAUGCAAAUUCGAAAUUGAGUCAGGUUCAACAAAGGAUCAACAAAUUCAAUAUGAAUAGUGCUAACAAGUCAUAAUCAAAAGUCAAAUUCCUUUAAUUUAUUAAUGGCAUUUUUAUUCGGAAAUUCAUUUUGUACAUAAUAAUAAUCAUUUUAAAUAAAUCUUUUAAAUUAUAUGCAAUUUCAACUGUU
Molecule: messenger RNA, 8934 nt
Organism: Contarinia nasturtii (swede midge)
Lineage: Eukaryota; Metazoa; Arthropoda; Insecta; Diptera; Cecidomyiidae
Product: tetratricopeptide repeat protein 28
Exons: 22
Coding region: 1288-8820 (2510 amino acids)
Molecular function (GO): protein binding
Source: RefSeq, a predicted model, not a curated record